AUGGCUGCUAUUAUGGACCUAUUACUGGCACCCACGUCCUCUAUGCAGGAUAACGUCACAACGCUCAGCACAGUUAUCUGCCUUUGUCGUGGAGUUAUCUGCCUUGUAGGGGUCAUAGGUAACUCUGUGACCAUCCGGACAUUCGUCGCCAUGGGUCUAAAAGACGGGGUGACCCUGUCUUUCUUGUUUCUCUCCGUCUGUGACCUUUUCUUUCUUAUAUUUGAAGGAGCAGCAUCGGUCUCCUGUGCAUUUGAAUGCGUUGAGUUGAACACCAAUUAUAAAACUUACUUUCCUGUAGAUCCUUACAGCGUCGAUUUUUAUUUGUUGCUGUGUGCAAGCGAAUUCUAUCACUGUGCGAUGAUAACUAUGAUAUUCCUUGCCAUCGCUCGUUGCCUAAGCGUGGCUACGCCGAUGUGGUUUAGAAACAAAAUAGGAAAAAAAUCAACUUUCUUUGUUUCUAUAUCAACAACAGCCCCCUUUGUUGUUGCUAUUGAGAUUCCUACCUUCGCCUUUAUGGGGAUUAUACCCCAACACGAUAAAAACAUUAACACAACCAGGCCAUCAUUCUGGACAUCACCUACGUGGCAUUUAAUGACAAAUGUCAUUUGGACAAUCACUGGAAUGUUUCUAAACUACAUAGUUCAAAUAAUACUGCUCAUCUCUGCCAUCACCAUGAAAAUCGUGCUCACUAAAGCUGUGAAAUUUCGCCAACAACACACCUUAUUAUGUGAUGCUGGAGGGUCAUUCACCACACACACGAACAACAGCAACGGCACAAAUAACGUCACCCAAACACAGAACAAACUCCAGCUCACCAGCAAGGAGAUCAGGAUAACCCAGCAGUUGUUUGUUCUCUCCCUUGCUUACAUCAUCAGCAACACGCCGAGAGUCUGUUUCCACACGCCAUUACUUGUCUAUCCCGAGCUCUCCAUCUUUGGAAAGCACGGAAGAUUAUUCGAGGCCAUUGACGUCAUCGUACACACGUGUCAGUGUGUAUUUUGUUGCGGUAAUGUCCUCAUCUAUUUAAAAUUCAACUCCAGAUUCCGUGAAUUGUUUUUGAAAAACUUAACUUUACUUCAAAACGAUAAUGCAUAA
This is a messenger RNA of Physella acuta, 1095 nucleotides long. RefSeq lists its product as uncharacterized. The record is from RefSeq and is a predicted model, not a curated record. NCBI's taxonomy places the organism in Eukaryota, Metazoa, Mollusca, Gastropoda, Physidae.